Molecule: messenger RNA, 1058 nt
Organism: Aspergillus uvarum CBS 121591
Lineage: Eukaryota; Fungi; Ascomycota; Eurotiomycetes; Eurotiales; Aspergillaceae
Product: dual specificity protein phosphatase family protein
Exons: 2
Coding region: 1-852 (283 amino acids)
Biological process (GO): protein dephosphorylation; regulation of ERK1 and ERK2 cascade; negative regulation of protein binding
Cellular component (GO): cytoplasm; nucleoplasm
Molecular function (GO): F-box domain binding; protein tyrosine/serine/threonine phosphatase activity
Source: RefSeq, a predicted model, not a curated record
AUGGCACUGACGUCGUCUUUGGCGGAGGACGCGACGUCCCAAGCCCGUCAACCCGUCAACGCCGAGAACCAUGCCUUCCAGCAGGGCGAAUUUGUGCCUGACGGCUUCUUCAACCGAGUCGGCCCUUUGUGCUUCACCAUCCCACCUCCAAUGUUCCAAUGGACCUACGAGAUGCGCCGGCGCGCCCAGUCUCUGUUGCCAGGUCUCUACCUGGGUCCCUGGAGCUGCCUCGCCGACCGCAGCCGACUCGUCCAGGAAGGAAUUACGCUUCUCUUAGCCGUGCGGGACAAGCGGCUCGCCAUGGCCAGUCUGAUUAGCGGCAGGAGGGCAGCGGAAGCUCUGCAGAUUGAAGAGAGCACCGUUGACUUCGCAGACAACCAAGACCUUAUCGCGAUGCUACCCCAACUCAUCAACCACAUCAACACGCAUGUCGCUUCAUUCCCCGCCACCGAGCCGAGCGGCCAUGCACGGAAGAAGGUCCUGCUCUUUUGUGAGACGGGGAAUGGUCCGUCGGCUGUGGUAGCGAUCGCGUAUCUGAUGGUGAUGCUCAACAUCAGUCUGCCGCAGGCACUGCAGUAUGUCUCCUCGCGCCGGUUCUGUAUCGACAUAGAUGAAUCGGCGUCACAGCUGCUGUUGUCCUUCGAGAGCAUCCUCGAUGCCAAGCGGGUUGUCGAGGAAUCUCGACGGGCGAGUGAAGCAAAGUAUACUACGCUCAAGGGUGCGAGUAGAAAACGGGAUGCCGCUGAAUUCGAUAUGGUUGAAGAGGAUGGUUACGCUAGGGGGUUGGAAGCGGGGGAGGCGGCGGAUGAGAACAGACGACCCCUGGCUCCAUUCGAGGAUCGGUCAGGAUGACAUACAUGGAUGGAUAUUCUUCGCGGGCACAAGAUAAGAUGUCAGAAGAAGAUGUCAAAAGAUGUCAUGGCUGCAUGAGAACGUUUUUCCGAGAUCUCGCUAGUAUGUGUGUGUGUGUGUGAUAAUUUUUGUAUGACUACAAUCUUGAAGCUUGCCUCUUUGUUACAUUACCUGAGCAGCACCUAGAAAGGAAAUAAUGAUGUCUA